Molecule: messenger RNA, 522 nt
Organism: Atta colombica
Lineage: Eukaryota; Metazoa; Arthropoda; Insecta; Hymenoptera; Formicidae
Gene: RpL23
Product: 60S ribosomal protein L23
Exons: 4
Coding region: 46-468 (140 amino acids)
Biological process (GO): translation
Cellular component (GO): cytosolic large ribosomal subunit; ribosome
Molecular function (GO): large ribosomal subunit rRNA binding; structural constituent of ribosome
Source: RefSeq, a predicted model, not a curated record
CACGAAUGUUGCGGGGACGCUCGAGUUUUCCUUUCCAAUACCAAGAUGUCUAAAAGAGGACGUGGUGGAUCGGCUGGAGCCAAGUUCAGGAUAUCCUUGGGUCUACCAGUCGGUGCGGUUAUCAAUUGCGCUGAUAACACUGGUGCCAAGAAUCUGUAUGUCAUUGCAGUGCAAGGAAUUAAGGGCCGGUUGAACCGUCUGCCAGCAGCGGGAUCCGGCGAUAUGAUUGUUGCCACCGUGAAGAAGGGAAAGCCUGAACUUAGGAAAAAGGUGAUGCCCGCGGUGGUUAUACGGCAACGGAAACCAUUUCGAAGGAAGGAUGGGACGUUUAUAUAUUUCGAGGACAAUGCCGGUGUGAUUGUUAACAACAAGGGUGAAAUGAAAGGAUCAGCUAUUACGGGACCUGUUGCGAAGGAAUGCGCAGAUUUGUGGCCAAGGAUUGCAUCUAAUGCCAGCAGUAUCGCGUAAUUCACAUCCUGUAUAAAUUACUGUCCUUUACAAUAAAUCCGAAAAUAAGUAGUA